CUCCUUCCCGACAGCCCCCGCGCCAAGGGGCGCGCAGGCGCCGCGCUGCCGUUUCCGUUUCCGCCCCGACGUGCCGUCGCCGUUAGGGCCGUUGCCGUCAGGGCCGCCGACCGGGCCGGGGCCUACCGGGGUGGCGCCCUGCUGCGCCCGCUCCGGAAGCAGUUUGUCCGGCCGCGGGAGCACCGGCUUCAGUUUCUCACCGUUCUGGGAAGUAACAUAGGAAAGCCGGUGCAAGCGAAAUAAUUCAGUUCAGCUCCUGGCAAAGAUGUCGCUCUCCAAAAGGGAAUUGGAUGAGCUGAAACCAUGGAUCGAGAAGACAGUGAAGCGAGUCCUGGGGUUCUCGGAGCCCACCGUGGUCACGGCAGCGCUGAACUGCGUUGGGAAGGGCAUGGACAAAAAGAAAGCAGCCGACCACCUCAAACCCUUUCUCGAUGAUUCCACCCUGCGAUUUGUGGACAAGCUCUUUGAGGCGGUGGAGGAAGGCCGAAGCUCCAGGCACUCCAAAUCCAACAGCGACCGGAACCGGAAGCGAGAGCUGAAGGAUGUGUUUGGUGAUGACUCUGAGGUAUCCAAGGAAUCUUCCGGCGUCAAGAAGCGGCGCAUACCGCGAUUUGAGGAGGUUGAGGAUGAGCCUGAGGUCAUACCAGGACCCCCGUCAGAGAGCCCUGGGAUGCUGACCAAGCUACAGAUCAAACAGAUGAUGGAAGCAGCCACCCGGCAGAUCGAAGAGCGGAAAAAGCAGCUGAGUUUCAUCAGUCCUCCGACACCACAGCCAAAAAUUUCUUCUUCAUCCCAAUCGGAACGACUCCCCAUUGGCAACACCAUCCAGCCCUCCCAGGCAGCGACGUUCAUGAAUGAUGCCAUUGAGAAGGCCAGGAAAGCUGCGGAGCUGCAGGCCCGAAUCCAGGCUCAGCUGGCCUUGAAACCAGGGCUCAUCGGCAACGCCAACAUGGUGGGGCUGGCCAACCUGCACGCCAUGGGGAUCGCGCCGCCGAAAGUGGAGCUGAAGGAUCAGACAAAGCCUACGCCGCUGAUCUUGGAUGAGCAAGGCCGAACUGUUGAUGCGACUGGUAAAGAGAUUGAGUUGACUCACCGCAUGCCAACCCUAAAAGCAAACAUCAGAGCUGUGAAGAGAGAGCAGUUCAAACAGCAGCUUAAAGAAAAGCCCUCGGAAGAUAUGGAGUCGAACACUUACUUUGACCCCCGCGUCUCCAUAACCCCAGCCCAGCGUCAGAAACGCACCUUUAAGUUCCAUGAAAAAGGCAAAUUUGAGAAAAUUGCCCAGAGGUUGCGAACGAAGGCUCAACUAGAAAAACUGCAGGCAGAGAUCUCCCAAGCCGCCAGGAAGACAGGGAUACACACUUCCACCAAGUUGGCUCUUAUUACCCCAAAGAAGGAGCUGAAAGAGGGGGAGAUCCCAGAGAUAGAGUGGUGGGACUCCUACAUCAUCCCUAACGGCCUUGACUUAAAAGGUGGAACGUCUUCAAAGAGAGACGAGUACUUCGGGAUCACAAACCUCGUGGAGCACCCAGCACAGCUCAACCCCCCAGUGGACAGUGACAUGCCAGUGACCCUGGGCGUUUAUUUAACUAAGAAAGAGCAGAAGAAAUUACGGCGACAGACUCGGAGAGAAGCCCAGAAGGAGCUGCAAGAGAAAGUCAGACUGGGCCUGAUGCCACCACCGGAGCCCAAAGUAAGAAUUUCAAACCUGAUGCGAGUACUGGGAACGGAAGCUGUUCAGGACCCGACAAAAGUCGAAGCUCACGUUAGAGCGCAGAUGGCAAAGAGACAGAAAGCUCAUGAAGAAGCAAACGCUGCGAGAAAGCUCACAGCGGAACAGCGAAAAGCCAAGAAGGUGAAAAAGCUGAAGGAAGACGUUUCACAGGGAGUUCACAUAGCUGUGUACAGGGUCAGAAACUUGAGCAACCCAGCAAAAAAAUUCAAAAUCGAGGCAAACGCUGGCCAGCUGUACUUAACAGGCGUGGUGGUUUUACACAAAGACGUCAACGUGGUGGUGGUAGAAGGAGGCCCGAAAGCACAGAAGAAGUUCAAACGUCUUAUGCUUCAUCGAAUAAAAUGGGAUGAGCAAACAUCGAACACAAAGGGAGAGGAUGAUGAUGAGUCCGACGAGGAGUCUGUUAAGAAAACAAACAAAUGCUCUCUGGUUUGGGAGGGCACAGCGAAGGACCGCAGCUUCGGUGAAAUGAAAUUUAAGCAGUGCCCCACGGAGAACAUGGCACGGGAGCACUUUAAAAAGCACGGCGCCGAGCACUACUGGGACCUGGCGCUCAGCGAGUCGGUGCUGGAGUCCACGGACUGAGGCGAGGGGCCGCCGCCGCCCCCCGCCUCCCACCACCGCCCCUCCCGGACCUCGGACAGCCCCCUCCUCCUCCCGCUCUCCCGCAGCACACUGAUUAAAGACAUAUUUUUUA
Messenger RNA from Chroicocephalus ridibundus (black-headed gull), 2432 nucleotides. It is a transcript of the gene PRPF3, whose product is annotated as pre-mRNA processing factor 3. The transcript has 17 exons. The coding region runs from base 266 to 2320 and encodes 684 amino acids. NCBI's taxonomy places the organism in Eukaryota, Metazoa, Chordata, Aves, Charadriiformes, Laridae. Gene Ontology annotation, cellular component: U4/U6 x U5 tri-snRNP complex. Gene Ontology annotation, biological process: mRNA splicing, via spliceosome. The record is from RefSeq and is a predicted model, not a curated record.